This is a messenger RNA of Scophthalmus maximus (turbot), 4066 nucleotides long. Its product is annotated as coiled-coil domain-containing protein 171-like. The coding region runs from base 491 to 3820 and encodes 1109 amino acids. Lineage: Eukaryota; Metazoa; Chordata; Actinopteri; Pleuronectiformes; Scophthalmidae. The record is from RefSeq and is a predicted model, not a curated record. The transcript has 23 exons.
AUUCGACAAUGAUUAUAACAACAAUAACAUCGGUAACCUUACAUUUAUGACACAUUUUUAAUGAAUUCAAAGUCAUAAUAUGUCGUUAUAUGUGUUUAUUUACUUUUUUCUUUAUUUAAUAAAGCGGUUUGUUCAUAAUCGUCAUUUAAUAAAAAUAAAAAAACACUAAAAAUGAGUGGACGAUCACCAUUGGCCAAUCAUCCAGCCAAUCCGGAGUUCAUGCGGAAAUGACGUACGGACGCUAAAGAUGGCGUCAGAUUCAAACGGCUGCGGAUCAGAUGCUACAGGGGUUCGUUUUCUUGACACGUGAGGGAUCGAGUGCGUCGUCUGGCAAGACAACAGCAACCAGGCAACCAGGCAACCAGGCAGCCAGGCAACCAGGCAACCAGGCAACCAGGCAGCCUCCUCACCAGUACCGAGCCAACCUCCGUGGGUCUCUGCUGUUUGUUAAUAUCUGCAGGUGUCGAGGCCGAAAGGACCCGUCAGCACCAUGCAACAGGAGGAGACGCAAGCAGGAGACGGAGGAGGACGGAGAGACGAGGAUGAGCGAGGAAGAGGGAGGGAUGGGAGGAGGAGGAGGAGGAAGGAGAGGGAGAGCGACGGCAGAGGGAGGAGGGCGGCGUCAGAGGGCGGCGAGGAGACGGGGGCGACGCUGAGGUGGAGGAUCCACCAGCUGGAGAAAGAGAAACUGGAGCUGACGUCUGGACACAACCGGGAGCUGUGCAGGCUACAGGCGGAGCUGACCCGGCUGAGGUCAUCGGUGGAGCGAGGUGAAGCUCAGGGGGCGGAGCUUCAGUAUCAGCUGACCCUUAGCCAGCGAGAUGCGGCGCGAGCUGCUGAGCUCAGCCGAGACAAGCGCAGUCUCACAGAGCGAGCGGCAGAGCUCCAGCAGACGGUGCAGGAGCUGCAGAGAGCCCUGGACAUCACCCGACAGGCCCGGGAGGAGGACCAGCAUGCUUUGCAGCAGGAGGUGGAGGAACGCGACAAACUGAUUCACAGUCUCAGCUCCGAGAACCAGCAACUGCACCAACUGCUGCAGGAGCAGGAGGCGGCUCUGGACGAGAGGGAGAGGAGGAUGGAGGAGGCGAGGGAAGAGAGGGAGAAGGAGGCGAGGGAGGUGAGGGAGGAGAGGAAGAAGGAGGCGGAGGCAAACAGACGACAAGCUGAUGAACUGAAAUACCUGAUGGAGAGAGAGGAGAGGAGCAGGAGGGAGAAGGAGGCGUCAGAUCAGCAGUUGAGGUCUCUGGAGUCAAACAUCGAGGCCGAGCGAGCGGCUCACCUGGAAUCCAAGUUCAACUCCGAGCUCGUCCAGCUGCGGGUGCGGGACCUGGAGGCGGCGGUGGCGGUGGAGCGGUCCGGCCAGCAGGAAGCGCAGUGCGGCCUGGAGCUGCUCAGGGCUCAGCUCAGAGAGAUGGAGAGAGCCCGCAGCCUGGAGAGAGAGAGGCACAGUGGCACUGAGCGCGCUCUGGAGCGGUUGGAGGCGGAGUAUGAGCAGUGUAAGUCUGACCUCGGCGUUGCUAUGGAAACUGAGAGGAAGUCGACCUCUGACCUCUCGGGGAGGCUGGAGGAGGAAAAGAAACGACACAGAGACACAUGCUCGCGGCUGCAGCAGACUAAAGAGGCUUAUGUGAACUGUGUGCAGAAGAUCAGAGAAACACUCCAACAACACAACUUUACAGGCUGCAGUCCUCUUGCAGUGCAUGAUGGGAGUUCUUCUGCUGAGGUGCUGCGGCAGCUGGAGUUGAUGCUCGACACCUCUGAGCUCCGACUGAAGGAAACAGAGAAACAGGUCCAGGAUCUGCUCCGUGCGUCAGAGCUGCUGCAGCAGGAGAACCACACCCUCGGACGGCUGACCUCGGAUCAGAGCCGACAGAGAGAGGAGUCCCGGGAGGAGUCGGUCCGAUUGGAGGAGGAGCUGAAGCGCCUUUGCCAGCAGAGCUCCGAUUGGUCGACGCAGAGCCGCGAGCUGAGGGCGGGGCUGCAGAGAGAGAGAGAGGAGAGGGCGAAAGAAGUCCAGAGGCUGACGGACGACUACGACAAAGAGUCAAAGGUCCGUCUGUCCUUCCUCUACUGUCUCUACCAGCGCCUCCUGGCCGGCUGCGUCCUCCUCACUCAGCCCCACAGCAUCCUGGGUAACUUCACCUGGAAGGAGCUGUGCGACGUCAUCUGCGAACAAGUCGACCGACUGACCUCUGACCUCCAGGCGGCCAACGACAAAAUCGCCCGCCUGCAGCUCGUGUGCGAGAAGAAGAGCAUGUGUGUUCACAAGCUGCAGCGUGCGUUGUCCCGUCUGGAGAAGAGCGCCAGGAGGAGGGAGGAGGCCCGGAGCGACCAGCACACGCUGCUGCAGCACGAGCUGCAGGUGUGUCGCUCCGAGUGCGACGUUCUCCGCGGUCAGGUCUCCUCCCUGACCUCUGACCUCUCGCUCCUCUCCGGAAGCCGCAGGGAGUCGGCCUCCCUGCUGGCGGCCUGCGCCCUCCUGGCCGGGGCGCUGAGACACGCCCACCGCCGCCUGCGGACGCUCUGCGAGCAGAAAGAUCUUGUGUGCAGGCGUCUGGCGGAGAGCGAGGCGCUGGAGGAGGAGGUGCGGAGGCUGGCCAGCGCUCUGGGUGGUGAGGAGGAUGAGGACGAGGAGGAGGAGAGAGGGAGGAGGGCGGUGAGGAGGUGGAGGAGGAGCGUGUGGGCGGUGCUGGCGGCGAGGAGGUGGCGUGCACUGGCGAAAGAGACGACGGUGUUGUUUCGGCUGGAGAGAGGAGGCGGCGUUCCGGAUGUGUGUGUCUGUGGUGAUGUGGCGAGGGCGACUCAGGAGGGACAAAUCAAAUCGACAACAGAUGAAGAUGAUGGAGGUCGUGAAGGUGUGUAUGCUCGGUGGAUUCGCUCGAAACGUCUCUCCUCUACCAUAGUGUCCUCCAUGGCUGACCUGCAGGGGGCGCUAGAGGACAAUGGCUCCUCCCCUCCAGAUGUCACGGCCGCAGCUCGUUCCAGUUUGUCCCGCCUCCUGGAUCACCUGCUUGACCAAUCGGACGCGGCGUCCCGCAGAGCGGACGACGGCGGCAACACACUGAGCUGGCGCCUGAAGCUGCCUCCGCGGACCAACACGAAGGCCCUGGUGUCCACCCUGCAGCAGCACUUCCUGCUCUUCAGCCAACGACUGCACUCGGCCGAGGUGGAGAGGCGGAGUCUCAGGCUGGAGGCGGCCAAUCUGAAGAAAGGACUGCGACGGGAGAGGGAGGACACCUGCAGGACGGUCCCGGCCGAGCGUUUCCACAGUGUGUGUGCGGAGCUCCGUCAGGCUCUGGCCAGGGAACAGGAGGCUCAGUCGCUGAUCCAUGAACAGACCGAGCGGCUGCACGCGCUGCAGCAUGAGGUGAACGCACAGGCCGCCGGGCAGAGCGACCCACAAUGCACCCUGAGCCAGACCACACAGGCUCUGUCGGAUGCCCGACAGGAAGCGAGUCGGAGGAAGCGCACGCUGAGGAUUCUGGGUAAACACCUGUCGGGUGUUCAGAGCGAGAAGAAGCAGCUGGAGGACAGGCUGCGUCGGGCCGAGGGCGAGCUGAGGGACGCCACGAGACGUACAGAUGAUCUGAUCAGCGGCACGAAGACGAGCCUGACAGAGGUAACCGUGGAAACUCCUCCACUUGUUCCCCUUCCUGAGCAGAAGGAGGAGGAGUCUAAACCUCCUGUUCCCCCCGAUCCAAACCCCGCCCCCUCCUCCCCUGUUUCCAAACCCCCCGGGGCCAAGAUGAAGAAGAAGAAGAGCGUGGGUCACGUGAAGAGCAGCAGGAGAGCGACAGACAGGUUUUCCGUGGUGGUCUGAACUCAUCAGCGCCCCCUGCAGUCCCGAGGGUCUGUGAUGGAGAGAACAGGUUCAAGCUCUCUGAGCUUUAGUUUUGGAAAAACGUUGUGGACCAGUUGUGUGAUAUUGAUUGUGUCGGUCACGGAAGUUCUUUGAUGUAGCUGCUGAAACAGUCCUGGAAAGAUGUGAAGUUGAUGUCAACGUCCAGACAAUCCAAACUUUAUUUAUAUGAGUUGUCAUUUAUAGAAACAAAGAUCUUUUUUUCAA